This is a messenger RNA of Aethina tumida (small hive beetle), 757 nucleotides long. RefSeq lists its product as uncharacterized. The transcript has 5 exons. The coding region runs from base 78 to 542 and encodes 154 amino acids. The record is from RefSeq and is a predicted model, not a curated record. NCBI's taxonomy places the organism in Eukaryota, Metazoa, Arthropoda, Insecta, Coleoptera, Nitidulidae.
GUUCCAAAGUGAUAAAACGUCAAACGAUUUAAUUACAUCUUAUUGCAAAAUUUUUCAAUUGUCGUCCCAGUUUGAGAAUGUGUUUCAGAAAAUCCGAAUUUUCAUCAGAGGUUAAAAUUGCUACCCUUUUGAUAAUACUUUAUCUAACAGAUUAUGUGUCAGGAAACUGCCUCAAAUACGGUCAUGCUUGCUGGGGAGCACACGGUAAACGAAGCGGCAGUCGCGACACGCCGUUCAGGGACGAUCCCGCAACGAAAGAUAUCGUCAUACCGAAAUGGUUCUUGUCGAAAAUGAUGCAAGACCCAAUGGAUUUGCACUACAUGCAUAACAGAGAGCAAGAACCUUCAUUUAAGCAACAUCCGGAGCAACUUUUCAGCGGCAACGAUGCGGAUGCCGAUGCUUUUAAAGCCUUGGAGUCUUAUGAUGGAUUCGACGAUGGACUUUCCUCAGACGGAGAUUUUGAUGAUUCAUUUGGCAAAAAAGAAUCAUCAUUUAACAGCAAGAAACCAUCUAAGCUAAUCCUGAAAAAACGAUCGACAUAAUUUAAUUAGCCGUAAGUAUCAGCCAUCCUCCCGUCAACCUCUCUAGUUCACGUCCAAGUUCAUUUACCAUUAUUAUCAAGAAAACCAUCAGUGUAUGUUGUAUAGGCUGGAAAUAGCAUACACUGGGGGUGUUUGGUUGAUGUACACUUCUAUAUUAUUGUAAAGACUGUAAAUGUUAUGUUAUGCUUGUUUAUAAUAAUUAUUUAUUGAAAUGA